Molecule: messenger RNA, 2049 nt
Organism: Drosophila hydei
Lineage: Eukaryota; Metazoa; Arthropoda; Insecta; Diptera; Drosophilidae
Product: esterase B1
Exons: 4
Coding region: 251-1945 (564 amino acids)
Source: RefSeq, a predicted model, not a curated record
UUUUAUUAAAUAUAUAUUAGGCUUAUAUCAAUAUUAUAGACAGAAGACACUUAAAAAUUUGUAACCAGACAUAAUUUCCUUCUCGAACUCAAGUAUAUAAACUCGACAUUAUUUCUUAGAUCGCACUUAGCGAGUGUAUACUGUGCAAGAAAUUGGAACGUUUAGUUGCAGCUUGUCAAUUGGCAGGGACGGAAGUGAAAGCGCCGACAGUACUUAAAGUGGCAUACAAGGACGUACUAUCCCAGCCAAAAUGAAUAUUGAAAUGGGUGUUUUCGACCUGCUCAAGCUAACCGCCAAGCUCAUCGGCCACAAGCUCGAACAGUACAAUCUGGCCACAAAGGUCACAACGAUUCUUAGCAUUCCCAGCGGUCGCGUGCGAGGACUUCAGCGUAAGACCCUCUAUGAUCAGAACACCUAUUUUGCCUUCGAGGGAAUACCAUAUGCUCAGCCUCCGUUGGGCGAGCUGCGUUUUCGAGCUCCUCAAUUUCCAAGUCCCUGGGAGGGCGUCAGGGACUGUACGUAUGCUCGCGCCAAGCCAAUACAGCAACAUUUUGUGAUGCAUGUGGUGGAGGGUUCCGAGGAUUGUCUCUACUUAAAUGUCUACACAAAGACGCUAAAGUCGGAAAAACCCCUGCCUGUCAUGGUUUGGAUAUAUGGAGGUGGCUUUCAGAUUGGCGAAGCUACAAGGGACGUACACAGUCCAGAUUACUUUAUGCAAAAAGACAUUGUUCUAGUCACAUUCAACUAUAGACUCGGCGCUCUAGGUUUUCUCAGUCUACCCGAUCGAGAUUUGGAUGUGCCCGGCAACGCUGGCCUUAAGGACCAGGUAAUGGCCAUUCGCUGGGUGCACGAUAACAUCGCGUACUUCAACGGCGAUCCGAACAACGUAACGCUGAUGGGCAUGAGCGCAGGCGCUGCUUCCACGCAGAUUAUGAUGACAACAGAGCAAACGCGAGGUCUAUUCCAUAAGGCGAUCAUGAUGUCGGGCUCGUCGUUGUGCGACUGGGCCAAUGAACCGAAUCACAAGUGGCCAUAUCGGCUGGCCUGUCAGCUGGGCUAUGAGGGCACCGACAAUCAAAAGGAAGUGUUUCGCUUUCUACAGAAAGCCCCGGCUAAAGAACUAACUGCCGGCUCAACGUUGCAGAAUCAGGAGGAGCUACGUGACUACAUACUCUUUCCUUUCGGACCUGUCGUCGAGCCUUACGUUAGCGAAAGUUGUGUUAUCUCGCGACCACCAGUGGAAACGCUGUCCGAGGCGUGGGGCAAUGAGCUGCCUGUGAUCAUUGGUGGCACCUCGUUUGAGGGUCUCUUCUCCUACCAGGCAAUACUGCGGGAUACGGCGUAUAUGCUAAGUGCCUUCGAUGCCAUCAUACCUAGAGAGGUGCAAGGCGUAUCCACGCCAGCGGAACUGAAAGAGCACACCAGACGCCUGAAGGUGAAAUUCUUCGAGGAUCCCACGCGAGGCCGCAUGGAGUUCAAGGAGUGCCUGCAAUUGCUUUCCUUUAAGCAGUUCUGGCAUGGCAUCCAUCGAACUGUGCUCGCUCGCCUCCGCUAUGCGCCGACCACACCCACCUACCUCUAUCGCUUUGAUUACGACUCGCCCACGUUCAAUCACUACCGGAUCCUGUUGUGUGGACGCCAUGAGCGAGGCGUCUCCCAUGCUGAUGAUCUGUUCUAUCUAUUCUACAGCAUUCCCGCCUUCAAACUGGACAAGUCCUCAGAGGAGUAUCGCACAAUAGAACGUAUGGUCGGUAUGUGGACGGCAUUCGCGAUGAACGAUAGUCCCCAGUGUCCUCAGCUAGAACCUGUCCGCUGGGAGCCUCUCGAUUCGAGCGCCGAUCCCAUGUGCCUCAACAUUAGUCGACAUGUGCAGUUCAUAGAAUUGCCAGAGAUCAAUCAUCUGAGAACCUGGGAUAGCUUCUAUGAGAAACUGCCGUUGUACUAGCCUAGUAGAUAUUGAAGAGGGAACGAAAUUGUGGCAAAUGUUCAAUAAAAAUAUGGUUUGUGAGGACAUUGGUUAAAUAAAUAAGCACUAGAUAAGUGCAGUUU